UGAGCAGAAUGAUGCCAAGUGCUAUUUUUCCGCUUCUGUCUCUGAUUCAGAUAAUUUCCACAGUUAUUGGCAACAAUAUGAACGUAGUGACCCAAUACCCAAAGUUCCAGACUCCCAAUAAUGGUGCAAACAUCACCUUCCACUGCAUCUUUGCUGUAGCUCCAACCAAUGUACGUAUAAACGUGUACUGGUGGAAGCACGGGGAGAGUGGAUAUCUGCAAACAAAAGAAGACAAAAGGCAAAUUUUUGGUCUGGAACAUGGAAGAGGCGGGGGCUUCUUCCAUCUCCUAGAUGUGAGAGUCAAGGACACUGGAGUCUAUCAUUGUGCACUGAUCCGUGAGGGAAAAACAGCAGGAAAUGGAACUGGAUCACAUCUAACUGUCUGUGUGUCUCCAACUUCAGUGAAGAUUUUCCCCAGGGAUCUUAGAAAUGGAUCUGCGAAUCUGACUCUUGUGUGUGAAACAGAUGGGUUUUAUCCAGAUAAUCUCAACCUCACUUGGUAUAAAAAUGGCACCGAAAUGGCAACUGGGGUAAAUACUACGAUACAGCAGAUUUCGAAUGGAUUGUAUGAAGCUUCCAGCUCUGUGGAAGAGAUAGAAGCGGUCCAGAAUGGUGUUGUUUAUACCUGUCAGGUAUCACAUCUCAGCCUACAGACUCCAGUGAUUGCCAACUACACGGUUGUCCUUCCUGACAUAAGAAGCGAUACUUUGUCGCCUUAUUUACUGAUUGCUGGAUACGCAGGAGGUGGAUUGGCAUUUCUGGUGCUUAUCAUUAUCAUUGCUAAGGGAAGCCAACUAAGGAAAAUGAGAGGUUCACAUGGAGUUGUGAAUGGAUCGGACCAUCCAGAAGAGGAGGAAGCAAGGACUGAGAUGGUGUCUUAUGCUACGUUGGAUUUGACUGGUUCCCAGAAAACUAGAAGACCUAAGCAUCAAGAGGAGAGGACAGUGUACUCUGAGACCAAGCAUGGGGCAGCCAGUAACAAGAUGACAUACGCUACUCUGGAUUUGUCCAGCUCACAGGGAAACGGGAAACCUAAAUGCAGCAACAAGAAUACGGAGUAUGCACAACUACAGACCACGCAAGCCGCAGGUGGAAAUAAAUUGACCUACGUUGCUCCAGAUCUUGCUUGUUCGAAGAAGAUGAAAAAGGCUAAAUGUAACAAAGAUGCAGAAUAUGUUGAGGUACAAGUGGGAGCCAAUAGAGCAGCAGUGGAGGCCACAUUCAAUUAACUAAAGCCAAUUAAUGCUCCAAAUUAUUAGUAUCUAUUGGUCGUUGAGAGAAUAAAUAUUCUCUAUAUUCUAGCCACUUUGUAUUGCAAUUCAAUGUUACUUUUCUAAAAAUAAACUUCAGUUAUUAGUGUUCUUAUUUUAGGAAAAAAUGGUUAGAAUAUAUUGCAAGGCAUAGUCUAUAUUACUGAAUUUGAUUUUUAAUAAAAAAUACUGUUUAGUGCAAGUUAGACAAUGUUUCUAAAUGCAACUAUUGAAUUGUGUAACAAUAAUCUUUGCAUUAGAUAUAGCAUGUCCAUGUC
Messenger RNA from Callorhinchus milii (elephant shark), 1528 nucleotides. Its product is annotated as tyrosine-protein phosphatase non-receptor type substrate 1-like. Lineage: Eukaryota; Metazoa; Chordata; Chondrichthyes; Chimaeriformes; Callorhinchidae. The record is from RefSeq and is a predicted model, not a curated record. The coding region runs from base 9 to 1229 and encodes 406 amino acids. The transcript is spliced from 8 exons.